This is a messenger RNA of Spodoptera littoralis (African cotton leafworm), 545 nucleotides long. The record is from the annotation of a GenBank genome assembly. NCBI's taxonomy places the organism in Eukaryota, Metazoa, Arthropoda, Insecta, Lepidoptera, Noctuidae.
AUGAGGGCAGGCCGCGCCGGCGCCGGCGGAGGCUCCGACGCAUGCGCACACCGCCGUCCGUCCCUUUCCGCGGGCAUGCAAUCGUUGCGGAGCGAGCGGGACGACGACAACUCAUUAUCACAGCGCCGACUCGUGAACACCAAUAGAUCGAGGAGUAGGGACAAAAUAUUCGACCUUCACUUCACAACGCACACGAGCGCGUGCGCUGAUCGCGUCGCGACAGCUCCACACACAUGCGCGCUCCUCGCAAAUUACUCGCGGCCGCCGCCGCGCCGCCGCCGCGCCGCCGGUGUGCUACAUUUGAUAAUUUUUCCAGAAAACUGACAUGCACCGUCACCGUGGACGAGGCGCGCCCGGCUGCCACGUGGCCGCUACUCAGCACUACCACCGACCACCGACCACUGACCACCGUCGGCGACUACUCUACACUACACACUAACUAUACCAUAUUCAAUCCACUGCUGAUAACGCUUCCAAUAUCUACCGACAAUCAAUUUAUGUGGAACAAUAGAUUAAAAUCUAAUUUCAAAAGAACAUUUUCGUAG